AAAAACAGGAAACCAAGAAAGAAGAAGAAGGAGAAGAAGAAGAGAAAAUCAAGAAAGAAGAAGAAGAAAUAGGAAACCAAGAAAGAAGAAGAAGAAAGAGAAGAAGAAGAAUGAGUGACGAGCAAUCAGAUUCUGCAAUGAUGAAUCCAUGGGAUAUCGGAGACCCGUGCGAUAUGAUAGACUUUGAUGCCGACGAUGAAGCACCGCAGUUUGAGUUUGAGUGUCCGCCUCUGCCUGAGCCCGUCUGGAAUGGGGACGAAAACAAGAUUGUUGCCGCCAAUGUAGGUGAGCCGUGUGCCAUGGACGUGAGUGGUAAUCAACCACAUCAGCCGGUUAUUGAUGAGUGUUUGUCCGAAGCUAUGAGGAUGACAGAGCACUAUUGGGAAAACCCUUUAUCUGGUUAUCAACCAUUUCAGUGUCAGCCUCAGUCACGUGCCAUUGACGUGUGUGGUAAUCAACCACUUCAGUCUCACCCUCACCCUCAGCCUUGGUCUCAGCCUCAGCUUCAGCCUUGGUCUCCGCCUCGGCCUCAAUCUCAGACGGAUAUAGUAAGGACGCUGACGGAUGAGUUUUUCGCUGACACGUGUGGUUAUCCACCAUCUCAGCCUCAGACUGAGUGGGAUACCAGUAGGAACACGUUCGAGCUGAUUCCCAAUGUCGGUGGUCAUCCUCAACCUCAACCUCAACCUCCGGUCUGGACUUGGGAGGAGAACAAAGCAUUUGAGUCAAUUAUUACCAGUUGUUUUCAGGAUACUAUCCAGAACUGCUGGGAGGCCGUGGCUGUUCGUCUCCCCGGCAGGACCCGGGCACAGCUGCAAGAGCGCUUUCAGAAGCUGAUGAAGGACAUCAAUGCCGUCCAUAAGGGUUAUCCUACAAGCACUCCUCUCAAUGCAACACCACCACCACCAUCACAGCCUUAUUCGACUGAUCACCAUCACAGGGAGGAGGUCGUGCCAGCUGCAGAGGAGGAGGUAGUGCCAACUGCACAAGAGGAGGCAGCACCAACAAACACAGGAUAUCAUCAUUGGACGGAAGAUGAACAUAGGUUAUUUCUUAGAGGGUACCAAAAUGAAGGUUCACACUGGAAAAGAAUUUCAGAAUAUUAUGUAAAAACAAAAACUCCUAGUCAAAUUUCCAGUCAUGCUCAGAAAUAUUUUUUACAUCAAGAAGAUUUAGCUAAAGGAAAAAAGUUAAGGAAAAGCAUUUUUGAUGUAAUUUGAUCAUCAAAUUGUGCCCUAAUUCAAGCUUUUUAACCGAUGGAGGAUUUGCUUAAAGGAGGAAGAACAUGUAAAUGGUCUAAAGAUUUUUAUUUAGGUUGCACAUAUCUAGUUCGAGUUAAUUGUUAGCUAGUUUUGUAAAUGAACAAUGACCGGAAGAUAUGUUUGAAAAAAUAAUUAUGUAGGUAGGACGAUCAUUAUAGAUGUAAUUGUGAUUUAUAACCUUUUUAUUAAUAAUAUUUGAUUUUCUAGU
Messenger RNA from Arachis ipaensis, 1470 nucleotides. The record is from RefSeq and is a predicted model, not a curated record. NCBI's taxonomy places the organism in Eukaryota, Viridiplantae, Streptophyta, Magnoliopsida, Fabales, Fabaceae.